Messenger RNA from Rotaria socialis, 1263 nucleotides. NCBI's taxonomy places the organism in Eukaryota, Metazoa, Rotifera, Eurotatoria, Philodinida, Philodinidae. The record is from the annotation of a GenBank genome assembly.
AUGGCGAAAAAUAAUCGUCCGAUGACCGAUAUUUACAACGUUGAACGAAAUUCACUACCGAUUGAAUGUCGUUGGCUACAUCGAUUAAUUAGUCGACGAUCAUAUAAACUUACUGUACUUACAAUAGUUUGUACACUAAAUAUCGUCGAUUUACUUAUUGAUUGGUACUUUUUAUUCUCGAAAACAGCCAUUCUAAAAGGUCUUGUUUUUGGUCCACCACCGUAUGAUAUUCUAUUAGCAAUGUUGAUAUUUUGUAUAAUAUCAACAUUUACAAGUUUGCUUGAAAUAGUUCAAACCGUUCGUGAUACAUGUAGUAAUCGUUUAACAUCUUUAUUUGGUCAGAUAACCAAUUGUUUAACAAUAUGGCUCGAAGAUUUUCCAUUUUUAACUCUCAAUCUUCUUAUUGUUAUUUGUCAUGAUGGUGAAGUAACAUACGUUAGUAUAGCUAAAGCAGCUAUUGGUAUUGUAGCUGCAUUCAUAAGAUUUUUAUUUAUACUUCUUAAUAAAUGGUUGAUACGUCAUGAUUAUCGACGCAAAGAUCGUUUAUCCUACUUUUUCAAUACAAUAUCGACGGUUGGCGUUGUAUUUGUUUUAAUAUUAUCAAUAUCGAUUCAUGUAAUUGCAAGUUUACCAAUUGAUAGUUUUGGUCGUAUACAUUUAGAAAGUCCAUCGAAUUUUUCAAGGGUUGAAUUUGCACGUCAAAAAUAUUUUCGAAAUGUUGGCUUAUUCGUUCGGUCAUCGAAUGAUUUUGAUAAAUAUAUUUAUUUAACUGAUAUUGAUGAUAUCAUUAAAGAAGGUCAAAAAACAAUUAUCUAUAGUAUGAAUGAAAAGGAAAGCAUUUUUUGUGUAAAGCAAAUGAAUCAGACAUGUUUCAUUGAAUUAAAUAAUACAAAUAUUGAUCUCUAUGAUAAACCAUUAACUAACAAACUAAUUAAUUAUUCAAUAACAUUUGAAUUUCAAAAACCUGAUUCUGGUUAUUUACUUGGCGAUAUUCAUUAUAAUAUAAUGCGUUGUGAUUUAAAAGAUUUUCAUAUCGACGGAGAUAAAAUUUCCCUCCAUUAUUAUCGUUUUAAACGAAGUUUUAACCAAUCGAAAUCAUCUGUUGUAUAUACUCAAUAUAAUAAUACUUAUCACUAUUAUGAUGUCGAGAAUGAUUUUGAACCAAUAGAACAUGUAUGGCGAACUGGAUUAUCACGAUGUACAUCAACAAGUAGUUUGAAUCCACAUCGAUCCACGAAUGUUACAAUGAAUGAUUGUUAUUAA